Globicephala melas (long-finned pilot whale) is the source of this 2297-nucleotide messenger RNA. It is a transcript of the gene ALDH1A2, whose product is annotated as aldehyde dehydrogenase 1 family member A2. The record is from RefSeq and is a predicted model, not a curated record. Gene Ontology annotation, molecular function: aldehyde dehydrogenase (NAD+) activity. NCBI's taxonomy places the organism in Eukaryota, Metazoa, Chordata, Mammalia, Artiodactyla, Delphinidae.
AUGACUUCCAGUAAGAUCGAGAUGCCCGGCGAGGUGAAGGCCGACCCCGCCGCCCUCAUGGCGUCCCUGCACCUCCUGCCGUCGCCCACGCCCAACCUCGAGAUCAAGUACACCAAGAUUUUUAUUAACAACGAGUGGCAGAACUCGGAGAGUGGGAGAGUGUUCCCUGUCUAUAAUCCAGCCACAGGAGAACAGGUGUGUGAAGUUCAAGAAGCAGACAAGGCAGAUAUAGACAAAGCAGUGCAGGCAGCCCGCCUGGCUUUCUCUCUUGGCUCAGUGUGGAGAAGGAUGGAUGCUUCAGAAAGAGGACGUCUGUUGGAUAAGCUUGCAGACUUGGUGGAACGAGACAGGGCAGUCCUUGCAACCAUGGAAUCCCUAAAUGGUGGCAAACCGUUCAUGCAAGCUUUUUACGUCGAUUUGCAAGGAGUCAUCAAAACCCUUCGGUAUUACGCAGGCUGGGCUGAUAAAAUUCACGGGAUGACCAUUCCUGUAGAUGGAGACUAUUUUACCUUUACAAGACACGAACCUGUUGGAGUGUGUGGACAGAUCAUCCCAUGGAACUUCCCCCUGCUGAUGUUUGCCUGGAAAAUUGCUCCAGCUCUGUGCUGUGGCAAUACAGUAGUUAUUAAACCAGCAGAACAAACACCACUCAGCGCGCUCUACAUGGGAGCCCUCAUCAAGGAGGCUGGCUUUCCACCGGGAGUCAUCAAUAUUUUGCCAGGAUAUGGGCCAACGGCCGGGGCAGCAAUAGCUUCUCACGUUGGCAUAGACAAGAUUGCGUUCACAGGGUCUACUGAGGUUGGAAAGCUUAUCCAAGAAGCAGCUGGAAGAAGUAAUUUGAAACGAGUAACUCUGGAACUUGGAGGGAAAAGUCCCAAUAUUAUUUUUGCAGAUGCUGAUUUGGACUAUGCCGUGGAGCAGGCUCACCAGGGUGUGUUCUUCAACCAAGGCCAGUGCUGCACUGCAGGAUCUCGCAUCUUUGUGGAGGAGUCCAUCUAUGAAGAGUUUGUGAGAAGAAGCGUGGAGCGGGCUAAGAGGCGCAUAGUGGGCAGCCCCUUUGACCCCACCACCGAGCAGGGACCCCAGAUUGAUAAGAAACAGUACAACAGGAUCCUGGAACUCAUCCAGAGUGGUGUGGCCGAAGGCGCCAAGCUGGAGUGUGGAGGCAAAGGGCUGGGCCGAAAGGGGUUUUUCAUCGAGCCCACGGUGUUUUCCAACGUCACUGACGACAUGCGGAUCGCCAAGGAGGAGAUCUUUGGGCCCGUUCAGGAAAUUUUGAGGUUUAAGACUAUGGAUGAAGUUAUUGAAAGAGCCAAUAACUCAGACUUUGGACUUGUAGCAGCUGUCUUUACUAAUGACAUCAACAAGGCCCUCACGGUGUCUUCUGCAAUGCAAGCUGGGACUGUUUGGAUCAAUUGUUACAAUGCCUUAAAUGCCCAGAGUCCCUUUGGGGGAUUCAAGAUGUCUGGAAAUGGGAGAGAAAUGGGAGAAUUUGGUUUGCGAGAAUACUCCGAAGUUAAGACCGUGACAGUAAAGAUCCCCCAGAAGAACUCUUAAGAUGGCCAAGAAGGAAGGUGAAGGCCAGCCUGCACGACUCUCCCCCUCUGCUUUCCCUGUGGGGCCCAGCUCUCAGGAACCCAAACUUGAUACUCAGUCCUUACUUAAGAUUUAAAUGACAGCAGGUAGGCCAGGCCAUUCGCUGCGUAAAGAAAGCAAACCCGUUGGGCGUGGUUUCUUGGCACCCUGUGAGGGAUCACCUUAACAGUACCAAACAUUGGGGAGCGUGGGACAAAGGCACGAGGAGUAGCUGUGGGGCAUACCCAGUAUUUCUUUCUGGGGUGAGGGAGCUGUAUUAUUUGAUGCCUUCUGUCACAAAGGACUUUGCUUGUGAGCAAAGGUAGCCUUUCCAUUGUCUUCAUUUCCCCCUUCCAGGCUCUCCCUGCUCACGCACCCCUCCCGCUCCUCCAAGGAGAUCUCAGCUGAGCUCAUCUGGGGCAGAUGUUUGGGCCGGGAACAAUUUUCCAAGGUUUUGCAGCCAAAUUACCGUUUCAUGUCAUCCAUUUCUUCAAAGCAAAACAUGAAAUGGUUUUAGUUAGAGCCAGACCAGACUGAAAAUGCCAGGAGCUGGUACACUGCAGAUGUCCUAAGGAGAAAGAACUUGGGAUAUUCCUGACCCAGUCUGGCUUUCUUACAUCCACAUAUAACAGGAGUGAAAGAUCAGGAGAUGGAGCUCCAGCGAUCAUCACGUGUAGUUCACAGCCUCGGAGCUCAUCACCGCAUGGUUUGAGGGGGUAAGA